GGCUACACAGCAAGGGGUCACACUAAGAGGGCCACCAAUUUUGUUUGUCAUCGGCAUUUUGCAUUCAUAUUUUCCAAUCGUUUUAAAGAAACUACCAAAAUGGCACUGGCUGAAAUCUGCAAGAUAUCCAAUGCUCCGUACAUGAAGCCCACUGCCUGGUCCUCGACGGAUGCGGAGGACGACCUGAGGGGGCUAACCUGCAAUCUGGCCAAUCCCUACACACUGGCUGCUCCGCCAUUCGAGAACCCCAUGCACAACCUCAACCAGAUCCAGGCCAAUGCCGGCAAGACUGGCAUCAAAAUCGACUUUGACCACGGCACCACAACGCUGGGCUUCAAGUUCAAGGGCGGCGUUCUCCUGGCGGUGGAUUCUCGUGCCACCGGUGGCCAGUACAUUGGUUCACAGUCGAUGAAGAAGAUCGUGGAGAUCAACCAGUUCAUGCUGGGCACUUUGGCCGGCGGCGCCGCCGACUGUGUGUACUGGGAUCGCGUUCUGUCUAAGGAGUGCCGUCUACACGAGCUGCGCAACAAGGAACGCAUCUCGGUGGCGGCGGCCAGCAAGAUCAUGGCCAACAUUGCCCACGAGUACAAAGGCAUGGGGUUGAGCAUGGGCAUGAUGCUGGCUGGCUAUGAUAAGCGCGGUCCUGGUUUAUACUACGUGGACUCGGAGGGAUCCCGCACGCCCGGCAAUCUGUUCUCUGUGGGAAGUGGCUCCCUGUUCGCCUACGGAGUGCUGGACUCUGGCUAUCACUGGGAUCUGGAGGACGAGGAGGCCCAGGAGUUGGGACGUCGGGCCAUCUACCAUGCCACCUUCAGGGAUGCCUACUCCGGCGGCAUCAUUCGCGUCUAUCACAUCAAGGAAGACGGCUGGGUCAACAUCUCCAACACCGACUGCAUGGAGCUGCACUACAAGUACCAGGCGCAGAAGGAACAGCAGCAGGCGGCUCAGUAGAUUCGAUAGUAGGAGAAUAUAAGAUAUUCAAUCAAACGAAGUUUGUAUUUCUUGGAAUAAAUAAACAUGAUAGAGUCAA
Drosophila gunungcola (fruit fly) is the source of this 1030-nucleotide messenger RNA. RefSeq names its product proteasome subunit beta type-5 (gene Prosbeta5). The coding region runs from base 100 to 951 and encodes 283 amino acids. The record is from RefSeq and is a predicted model, not a curated record. Gene Ontology annotation, molecular function: threonine-type endopeptidase activity. Lineage: Eukaryota; Metazoa; Arthropoda; Insecta; Diptera; Drosophilidae. The transcript has 2 exons. Gene Ontology annotation, cellular component: proteasome core complex.